CUGUAGUUGGUGAGCUGUUGCGCAACACCUGCUGUGUACAGUAGUAACACAGUGCUGCAUGAUGGGGGCAGUGAAGGAUCAGCAUCCUGUCUGAAUCUAAGUGAUCCAGCAGUAGGCUUUCUCCUGGUGUCCCGAUCCGCUCGUCAUGGCCUCGACACGGCUGGAGCGGUUCUGGAGUUGUUUGCUGCGUGUGAUUGUUAAAGCGUUUUUGGCCUUUUUCCGGUUAUUCGCACCUCAGCAGGGAGGAAGCAGAGACGUUUGCCGGCUUCCCCCCAUCACCGAGCCGCUGCUGCGCGUUUCAGCCGUCCAGCUCGCGCUGAAGAUCCGCCGCAAACAAGUAACAAGUGUACAGGUGGUUCAGGCCUACAUCGAUCGCAUCCAGGAAGUCAACCCAAUCAUCAAUGCUCUGGUUAAAGACAGGUUUGCUGCAGCGCUCCAAGAGGCAGCACAAGUCGAUAAACUGAUAGAGGAGGAGACAGGAGGAGAGGAUGUACUAGAAGACAGGCUUCCUUUUCUCGGAGUGCCUUUUACUGUGAAAGAGGCCUUCGCUCUGCAGGGCAUGCCAAAUUCUACAGGACUGCUGAGCAGGAAGACUGUGGUUUCAACAGUGGAUGCACCACCUGUAGCUUUGUUAAAGCGGGCUGGAGCAAUUCCGCUAGGCGUGACCAACUGCAGUGAGCUGGCCAUGUGGCUGGAGUCUCACAACCGUGUUUAUGGCAUUACCAGGAACCCAUAUGACCUUGAGAGGAUAGCAGGGGGCAGCUCAGGGGGAGAGGGAAGUAUAAUAGGCAGUGGCGCUUCAGUGAUCGGAGUGGGCUCAGACAUCGGAGGAAGCAUCCGCAUACCCUGCUUUUUUAACGGCAUCUUUGGACAUAAGCCGACAUCAGGUAUAGUAAAUAAUGAAGGCCAGUAUCCUCCAGCGUCUGGACAGCAGCCAGGCUUCCUCUGUACAGGCCCCAUGUGCCGCUAUGCUGAGGAUCUUCUGCCCAUGCUGAGGAUUAUGGCAGGACCCAAUGCAGAAAAAUUAUCCCUCUCUGCUCAUGUGGCUCUGAAGAAACUCAGAUUCUUCUCUGUUCCUCAUGAUGGAGGAUCACCUCUUCUUUCUCCUGUUGACCCACAACUGAUUAAGGCACAGAAGAAGGUGGUUGAACAUUUGGAGGCUGACUUAGGGGUCCAAGUUCAAGAAUUACGCAUCCCCCAGCUCAAAUAUUCUUUUCAGAUUUGGGGAGCUAUGAUGUCCUCCCCUGGCAAGGAUGGAAAGCUCCCUACAACUUUUGCUGAGUUGAUGGGUGGAGGAGAAAAGAGGGUGUGGCCUCUGUGGGAGCUAUUCAAAUGGUUUUUAGGACUGUCUCCUCACACCAUGCCUGCUAUAGGUUUAGCCAUGGUGGAGAUGUUUCAGAGCUCACAGCCUUCUCAGUUCAUCCUGCAGCAGAAAGAGAGUUUGCAAAAGGAGCUGGAGGAGCUUUUGGGUACUGAUGGUGUGCUGUUGUAUCCUUCACACCCGCAGCUGGCACCCAAACACCACCAUCCUCUUUUUACCCCCUUCAAUUUCUCUUACACAGGGAUCUUUAAUAUCCUCGGGCUGCCGGUGACACAGUGUCCUUUAGGACUUAGUGUGGAGGGUUUGCCCCUUGGACUGCAGCUUGUAGCAGGAAAGCUACAGGAUCGUCUGUCUUUGGCCACUGCUCUGUACCUGGAGAAAGCAUUUUGUGGAUGGAGAGAGCCGGGUAACACAGAGCGCAACCCAAACAGCACCUCAAAUAAUGUCAGCAAUGCCACAUAAGUACUACACUGUCCAUGCAUCUAUUAGUCACUUUAACUUCUUAAAGCUUGCCUUUACCUCAUUAUAACAUGAGUAACAUUAUAAGUAUAGAUUGAGAGGAAGAAAUUAAUAAUGAAAGUAUAGAAGUUAUUUCACAGUUAUUAGUGGGAAAUGUUGGGAUUUGAAUUGCAGUAAAAUUUGAAUUAAGAUAAUAAAUGGAAAUAAAUAGAAAGCAAGAAAAAAAGGAAUGUUUUAUUAAAACAUGGCAACAGAAAUCAAUACAUCAUUUCAUUGUGAUGAAAAAGGAAGAAAGAAUAUAUCAUUUUGUUGGUAAAGAAGGUUGGAAGGUCAGAUGCAGGCUGCAAGAGAGAAGAACAGAUAUGUAGGACAUUAUUAAAUUAUGCAACAGAGA
This is a messenger RNA of Silurus meridionalis, 2174 nucleotides long. RefSeq names its product fatty acid amide hydrolase 2a (gene faah2a). Lineage: Eukaryota; Metazoa; Chordata; Actinopteri; Siluriformes; Siluridae. The transcript has 11 exons. The record is from RefSeq and is a predicted model, not a curated record. The coding region runs from base 146 to 1783 and encodes 545 amino acids.